CCUGAUUCUGCUAUCAGCCUACGGAGGAGAGGGACGGAGCGAGCAGCCUGUGGCGGACGCUGGCCGGAUGGUUAAAUCCAACCUACAGACGAUUUUAAAUAGUCAUUGUUUUGUAAGAGAAAAAGAAAGAAACUUAUCCGAGAUGCCUGUCAUUGAGCAGUCCGGUAAUAAACCCGAAAGUAUCUCCAGUCCCAGGAGGUGCUCCCGCUGUUGCAGUAACCCGUGUCCGGGGCCUCUGUGGUGCUCCGAUGCCCCUCUCCCACCCCUGAAGAUCCCAGGUGGGCGAGGGAAUGACCAGCGGGAUCGCAAUCUUUCAGCUAAGCUAUUCUACUCUGAUGCUCAUUUAUUGGUUCUUGAAGAGCCUCCCCCUGCAAACAGCAGAGUGCGUUUCUUGCUCUUUGAGCCCCGUCGCACUGAAGGCAAACAUUGUGUCUGGAGGGCUGCAGUGAAAGGGGGGAACCUUUAUGUUGAAAUCCCCUCUGGAGCUUUGCCCGAGGGCAGCAAAGACAGUUUUGCACUUUUGCUGGAAUUUGCAGAAGAACAGCUGCAGGCUGAUCACGUGUUUAUCUGCUUUCACAAGAACCGUGAUGACAGAGCAUCCUUGCUGCGUACCUUCAGUUACCUGGGCUUUGAGAUUGUUAGACCGGGUCAUCCUCUCGUCCCCUCCCGACCUGACGCUUUCUUCAUGGCUUACAGCAUCGAGCGAGACUCCUCUGAUGACGAAUAAAAAUAACGCUGAGCAGUUACAAAUGUUUGUUCCCAUUUCAAUCGAUACAAUUCAUCAGUUCUAGAAAUGAAUAUAUUCUAGUCAUCCAGUGUGGUUGAGGUUUCCUGUUUUAAGCUCGUUUAUCAUUGCCUUUACCUUAUGUGUGCUGUUUCAGUGAAGAGUUGCACAAAAGUUUAAAUGUUUAACAGAGCAGGGAAGUAAAGCAGAAGCCUGGAUGAUGGCAGGGCAUUACAUUCUGACCAUUCAAUUUGUCAUGUUCUGGUUUUGUCCUACCCCUGAAAUCUAUCUCCAGUGUAUUUAAGAUCAAUCAGAAUCUUACUCAUGUAAGUAGGUGUUUUCGUAGUAAUUAUCAGUUGAUUUUGCUGUUGAUAACUUUUUUUUUUAUGUGUGCAUGGUUUUAAUUUUUUGAUCCACUCAGUAGAGAUCUGCAUGUUGUAACUACUAAUAAAAGUGCUCACCUUA
Molecule: messenger RNA, 1189 nt
Organism: Cyprinodon variegatus (sheepshead minnow)
Lineage: Eukaryota; Metazoa; Chordata; Actinopteri; Cyprinodontiformes; Cyprinodontidae
Gene: oaz1a
Product: ornithine decarboxylase antizyme 1
Biological process (GO): positive regulation of protein catabolic process
Cellular component (GO): cytoplasm; nucleus
Molecular function (GO): ornithine decarboxylase inhibitor activity
Source: RefSeq, a predicted model, not a curated record